GCAUAAUUAAUAAUGAUGCAUGCAAUGCCCUUAAUCACUCUCCAUUUCACUGAUCUACCUCAGUUAAACCCAUUUUAUCUCUUUCGUUAAUUAAUACACUCCCCAACAGAUUCACACACUUUUCUUCUUCCUCUUCUUCUUCUCACAACUUCACUCUAAACAAACCCAUUCUUCACUUCUCAUUUCCACAGAUCCACAACAACCCUCUUUUUUCUCUCUCUAACACUUUUUCUCUCUCCAAAAUGUUUCGGGUCAAAGUUCUUACGAUUCUGUUGCUGAUGAUGAUAUCUCUGAACACAGAAGCUUCUGUCCAUAAUUACAGAGGUGAGAGUUUCUCUGCCAAAGGUAACGCCUUUGUCGUCCAUGGAGGCAGCGAGGGAAUUUACUCUUCUGCCCCCAAUUUCAAUGACACUUCAUUCUCACCCUCAAAUGGCGACUCUUUCAUAAGGUUUGAUAAAGUCACAUUCCGAAGAAACAAGGAAUUAGCAAACUUCAGCUCAUGGCCGAUUCAAGCUGUUGUUUUUGAAGUAGAAGAUAGAGAGACAAUUGGUGGUUCGGCCUACGGGGGUCAAAGGGCUGUCUGUUGCACUGGUGAUCUGGCAAAACUCGGCGUGUGCAAUGAAGGACAGGUCAUUCAUCGCCCUUCUGCGGUGAAUCCAGAUUGGCCUCUAGUUUACGGUGUCACUUUUGAUACGGAUGAUGAAGUAGCAGAGCUGCCGUUGAAAUCUAUACAGAUCACAAAAACUGGGAUGUAUAAUCUGUAUUUCAUUCAUUGUGAUACAAGGCUUAAGGAAUUGGUUGUAGAAGGGAAAACUGUAUGGAAGAAUCCUUCCAGUUAUCUUCCCGGUAGAAUGGCGCCGAUGAAAAUUUUCUUCCAGUUCAUGUCUUUUGCAUAUGUGUUGCUUGGUAUCUUUUGGUUCUUUCAAUAUGUUAGAUUUUGGAGGGAAGUAUUCCCACUGCAGAACUGCAUAACGCUAGUGAUAACACUCGGCAUGUUUGAGAUGGCUCUAUGGUACUUCGACUAUGCUGAAUUUAGCGAGACAGGAACCAGGCCAACCGGGACAACCAUAUGGGCCGUCACCUUUGGAACUGUUAAAAGAACAGUGGCACGGUUGAUCAUUUUAAUCGUUUCGAUGGGCUAUGGUGUUGUGAGACCUACCCUCGGAGGCCUUACAUCGAAGGUGGUUAUGCUCGGUGGAACCUUCUUUGUUGCAUCUGAAGUGCUUGAAAUGGUUGAACAUGUCGGUGCAAUAAGCGAUCUUUCUGGAAAAGCAAAACUUUUUUUGGUUCUUCCUGCCGCAGUAUUAGAUGUGUUCUUCAUUCUUUGGAUUUUCACUUCACUGUCUGCAACUUUAAAUAAGCUUCAGGCCAGAAGGAUGAUGAUAAAAUUGGAUAUGUAUAGGAAGUUCACCAAUGCUUUGGCAGUAGCUGUUGUUGUAUCUGUGGGAUGGAUAUGUUAUGAGCUGUAUUUCAAAUCAAAUGAUAUAUACAAUGAGCAAUGGCAAAAUGCUUGGAUCAUCCCAGCCUUUUGGCAAGUUCUGUCUUACUCUCUCCUGUGUGUCAUCUGUGUUCUCUGGGCACCAUCUCAAAAUUCCACACGAUAUGCUUAUCGUGAUGACGGGAGCGAAGAGUUUGAUAGGGACGAUACUACUUUGACGCUCAUAAAACCAUCGACAAUUUCAGCAAAGGAUGUUAGAAGUGUGCCAGAUGCUAGACCACUAGUACAAGGCAGCAAUGGAAAUUCAAAUGAUGAUUUAGAAGAAGAUAAAAGAGAAUAAGCUAGAAUAUAACUCUGUUUCUGUAAUGUCGUUGUAUCAUUAGCUUAAUAACCCUUUUCUUUUACUGAAAAUUAGCUCUAUAAUGACUCUUUUUCUUUUAUUUAAUUUUUUAUUUUUCUCAUUAGUCUUCUUUGUUCUUAAUCUGUUUUCAUUUUUGGCAGUUACUUGUGAGUUUGGAUUCCAUGAUAAGAGUAUAGUUCAGUCAAGUUUAUUGAUACAAAGGAAUUUGUCUUCAGUUA
Messenger RNA from Cicer arietinum (chickpea), 2017 nucleotides. RefSeq lists its product as uncharacterized. The record is from RefSeq and is a predicted model, not a curated record. Gene Ontology annotation, cellular component: Golgi apparatus; membrane. Lineage: Eukaryota; Viridiplantae; Streptophyta; Magnoliopsida; Fabales; Fabaceae. Gene Ontology annotation, biological process: transport.